AACUUUUUAUUGUGGUUUGUCCGUUCCGAGCGCUCCGCAGAACAGUCCUCCCUGUAAGAGCCUAACCAUUGCCAGGGAAACCUGCGCUGGGCGCUCCCUUCAUUAGCAGUUUUUUUUUUUUUUUAAUUAAUCUGAUUAAUAAUUAUUUUCCCCCCAUUUAAUUUUUUCUUCCCAGGUGGAGUUGCCGAAGCUGGGGGCAGCUGCGGAGGGUGGGGACGGGAGGGGAGAGACAGAAGUUGAGGGCAUCUCUCUCUCCCUUCCCGACCCUCUGGCCCCCAAGGGGCAGGAGGAAUGCAGGAGCAGGAGUUGAGCUAGGGAGCUGCAGAUGCCUCCGCCCCUCCCCUCUCCCAGGCUCUGUCUCCUGCCCCCUUCUUGCAACUCUCCUUAAUUUUGUUUGGCUUUUGGAUGAUUAUAAUUAUUUUUAUUUUUGAAUUUAUAUAAAGUAUAUGUGUGUGUGUGGAGCUGAGACAGGCUCGGCCGCGGCAAAGAAUGAGGGAAGACGAGAAAGAGUGGGAGAGAGAGAGGCAGAGAGAGAGGGAGAGAGGGAGAGUGACAGCAGCGCUCGGACGUCCUCCCCAACGUCGCCCUCAAUUCCACCGCCUAUGAUCCAGUGAGGCAUUUCUCGACCUAUGGAGCAGCCGUUGCCCAGAACCGGAUCUACUCGACUCCCUUUUAUUCGCCACAGGAGAAUGUCGUGUUCAGUUCCAGCCGGGGGCCGUAUGACUAUGGAUCUAAUUCCUUUUACCAGGAGAAAGACAUGCUCUCAAACUGCAGACAAAACACCUUAGGACAUAACACACAGACCUCAAUCGCUCAGGAUUUUAGUUCUGAGCAGGGCAGGACUGCGCCCCAGGACCAGAAAGCCAGUAUCCAGAUUUACCCCUGGAUGCAGCGAAUGAAUUCGCACAGUGGGGUCGGCUACGGAGCGGACCGGAGGCGCGGUCGCCAGAUCUACUCGCGGUACCAGACCCUGGAACUGGAGAAGGAAUUUCACUUCAAUCGCUACCUAACGCGGCGCCGGCGCAUCGAGAUCGCCAACGCGCUUUGCCUGACCGAGCGACAGAUCAAAAUCUGGUUCCAGAACCGCCGGAUGAAAUGGAAAAAAGAAUCCAAUCUCACGUCCACUCUCUCGGGGGGCGGCGGAGGGGCCACCGCCGACAGCCUGGGCGGAAAAGAGGAAAAGCGAGAAGAAACAGAAGAGGAGAAGCAGAAAGAGUGACUAGGACUGUCCCUGCCACCCCUCUCUCCCUUUCUCCCUCGCUCCCCCCCAACUCUCCCCUAAUCACACACUCUGUAUUUAUCACUGGCACAAUUGAUGUGUUUUGAUUCCCUAAAACAAAAUUAGGGAGCCAAACGUGGACCUGAAAGUCAGCUCUGGACCCCCUCCCUCACCGCACAACUCUCUUUCACCACGAGCCUCCUCCUCCUCGCUCCCUUGCUAGCUCCUUCGCGGCUUGUCUGCAGGCCCCUUUCCCCGUCCAGGCCUUGGGGGCUCGGAUCCUGAACUCAGACUCUACAGAUAGCCCUCCAAGUGAGGACUUGGCUCCCCCAACUCCCUCGACGCCCCCACCCCCGCACCCCGUGCAGAGGGCCGGCACCCGGGCCUGGGGCCUCUGCUUCGGGCCUCAGGGCCCGGCUUCGCAGCCGGGGAGGGCCAGAGGCCCAAGGAGGGCGCGCCUUGGCUCCACACCAACCCCCAGGGCCUCCCCACAGUCCCUGCCCAGCCCCUCUGCCCCAGCAAAUGCCCAGCCCAGCCAAAUUGUAUUUAAAGAAUCCUGGGGGUCAUUAUGGCAUUUUACAAACUGUGACCGUUUCUGUGUGAAUAUUUUUAGCUGUAUUUGUGGUCUCUGUAUUUAUAUUUAUGUUUAGCACCGUCAGUGUUCCUAUUCCAUUUCAAAAAGGAAAAAAAAAAAAAGAGGGAAAAUUACAAAAAGAGAGAAAAAAAGUGAAUGACGUUUGUUUAGCCAGUAGGAUAAAAUAAAUAAAUAAAUAAAUCCCCUCGUGUUACCCUCCUGUAUAAAUCCAACCUCUGGGUCCGUUCUCGAAUAUUUAAUAAAACUGAUACUAUUUUUAAAA
Messenger RNA from Mandrillus leucophaeus (drill), 2076 nucleotides. It is a transcript of the gene HOXC6, whose product is annotated as homeobox C6. The record is from RefSeq and is a predicted model, not a curated record. NCBI's taxonomy places the organism in Eukaryota, Metazoa, Chordata, Mammalia, Primates, Cercopithecidae. Gene Ontology annotation, biological process: regulation of transcription by RNA polymerase II; anterior/posterior pattern specification. Gene Ontology annotation, molecular function: RNA polymerase II cis-regulatory region sequence-specific DNA binding; DNA-binding transcription factor activity, RNA polymerase II-specific. The transcript is spliced from 3 exons. Gene Ontology annotation, cellular component: nucleus. The coding region runs from base 758 to 1219 and encodes 153 amino acids.